Hevea brasiliensis (rubber tree) is the source of this 627-nucleotide messenger RNA. RefSeq names its product classical arabinogalactan protein 9. The coding region runs from base 86 to 493 and encodes 135 amino acids. The transcript has a single exon. The record is from RefSeq and is a predicted model, not a curated record. Lineage: Eukaryota; Viridiplantae; Streptophyta; Magnoliopsida; Malpighiales; Euphorbiaceae.
AUCGCAAUUUCUUAUCACACUCAGCCUUUUCUCUUCAUCUCUCUCUGUUCUCUGUUAUUAUCUAUCUGCUUCAAAAGAAAUUGCAAUGGCUCGUUCAAGCUUUGCGUUCUUGAUGCUAAUGGCGGUGCUGUUGGGAUCCUCACUGGCACAGUCACCAACAUCCUCUCCUGUACCGUCUCCGACCAAAUCGCCUGUGGCAACUCCACCACCAGCAUCUUCGACGUCCCCAACCGUUAAUCCACCAGUAUCUGCCCCUUCUCCUUUGAAGACUCCACCAGCAAAUGCACCAUCUCCAGCUACUGCUGAUUCACCUCCAUCUCCUCCUCCUUCUUUGCCUUCUCCGGCUCCUGCUACAACUUCUGUCCCUCCUUCCUCAAUCUCUGGCACGCCAUCCGAAGCUCCUGCUCCAGCGGAAAACGGUGCCGGAUUGAAUAGAAUUGCUAUUGCCGGAUCUCUGCUUGCUGGUGCAUUCACUGCCGUUUUGGUGUUAUAAAGUGAAUUAGUACAGAUGGAUGAUAUUUGUUGGAUUUUUUUUUUUAUUAAUGUGUUCGCUUAAUUAUUUUCAUGUUCUUUAUCAAUUCUUUUGUAUUAUUCACCACAGUUGAGUAAUAUUUUAUUUUUAUUAUA